AUGCAAGGACCAAUGGCCUCUUCCCUAUCUUCCUCUUUACUCAUACUUCUUCUUCUUCUUCUACUUUCAUCACUCUUGGCCUCCGCUGCCAACAAUGUCACCUAUGACACCCGCUCCCUCAUCAUCGACGGCCGCCGCAAGCUCCUCAUCUCCGCCGCCAUCCACUACCCUCGCAGCGUCCCCGCCAUGUGGCCGGGGCUGGUGCAACUGGCCAAGGAAGGCGGCGUCGAUGUAAUAGAAACAUAUGUUUUCUGGAACGGUCACGAGCUGUCUCCUGACAAUUACUACUUUGAAGGAAGGUAUGAUCUGGUUAAAUUCUGCAAGACAGUUCAGCAAGCUGGCAUGUACAUGAUCCUCAGGAUCGGUCCGUUUGUCGCUGCUGAAUGGAACUUUGGUGGAGUACCUGUUUGGUUGCACUACAUUCCAGGAACUGUCUUUCGAACCGAUAACGAGAAUUUCAAGUAUUACAUGAAGAAGUUCAUGACAUACAUUGUGGAGAUGAUGAAGAGAGAGAAUCUUUUUGCAUCACAGGGCGGUCCUAUAAUCCUGGCGCAGGCAAAGAAUGAAUAUGGAUUUUAUGAGCCUGCGUAUGGGGAAGGUGGGAAAAGGUAUGCUCUGUGGGCAGCUAACAUGGCUGUUUCUCAGAAUAUUGGUGUACCAUGGAUUAUGUGCGAGCAGUUUGAUCCUCCUGAUACUGUGAUCGACACAUGCAAUUCCUUUUACUGUGAUCAGUUCAAACCAAUAUCUCCUAACAAGCCCAAGUUUUGGACUGAAAACUGGCCUGGAUGGUAUAAAACAUUUGGAGCUAGUGACCCUCACAGACCUCCAGAAGACGUUGCCUUUUCUGUUGCACGUUUUUUUCAGAAAGGAGGAAGCCUAAAUAACUACUACAUGUAUCAUGGCGGAACAAACUUCGGGCGCACUUCUGGAGGACCAUUCAUUACCACAAGUUAUGACUAUGAUGCACCCAUUGAUGAAUAUGGAUUGGCUAGAUGCCCCAAAUGGAGCCAUCUUAAAGAGCUUCAUAGAUCCAUAAAGUUAUGUGAGCAUUUACUGCUGAAUGGAGUACCCAGUAAUCACUCAUUAGGCCCUUCACAAGAGGCCGAUGUCUUUGAAGAUUCCUCUGGCAGUUGUGCGGCCUUCAUUUCUAAUACCGAUGAUAAAAAUGACAAAACUGUGGUGUUUCGAAAUUCAUCCUAUCUCAUCCCAGCAUGGUCUGUUAGCAUCCUGCCGGACUGCAAAAAUGUAGUUUUCAAUACAGCAAAGGUCAAUGCUCAAAGUUUGACAGUCGAGAUGAUACCAAUAGAUUUGCAGCCAUCAGCUAUGCCCCCAAGUAAUGGCUUAAAAGGUCUCCAAUGGGAUGUGUUUACGGAGAAAGCCGGAAUUUGGGGUGCUUCAGAUUUCACCAAAUAUGGAUUGGUGGACCAUAUUAACUCUACAAAAGAUACUACAGACUACCUCUGGUAUACAACAAGCUUAAACGUUACUGAGAAUGACGAGAUAUUGAAACGCGGUAAAGGUCCUACGCUUGUUAUUGAAUCAAAGGGCCAUGCCAUGCAUGUUUUCAUCAAUCAGAAGCUCCAAGGUACUCAGUCUGGAAAUGGCACAGUUCCACGUUUUAAAUUUAGAAGUCCCAUAACGCUCAAGGCUGGAGUGAAUGAAAUUGCUUUAUUGAGCAUGACUAUGGGUCUUCAGACUGCGGGGCCUUUUUAUGAGUGGAUUGGAGCUGGUCCAACGAAGGUCCUAAUUGAAGGGAAGAAGAAUGAAACGCUAGAUUUGACCAACCGUCAAUGGACCUAUAAGAUUGGAGUUCAAGGAGAAUAUUUGAAAAUAUACGAUACAGAUCAUUCGAAUUCUGUGAACUGGUCAUCAACUUCGAAGCCACCUAAACAACAACCCCUCACAUGGUACAAGGCUGUUGUGAAUGCUCCACCCGGGCAAGACCCAGUUGGACUCGACAUGGUUCACAUGGGGAAAGGGAUGGCUUGGUUAAAUGGAAAUGAAAUUGGAAGAUAUUGGUCCCGAAAAGCCUCCACCACCGAGAAAUGUGUCGAGAAGUGUGAUUACAGAGGCAAAUUUAUGCCUAACAAAUGCAACACAGACUGUGACAAAGCCACACAAAGAUGGUACCACGUGCCAAGAUCAUGGUUCAAGCCAACGGGAAAUGUAUUGGUCGUCUUUGAAGAGAAAGGCGGGGACCCUACUCAGAUUCGUUUCUCCACACGAAAAGUCUCGGGAGUUUGCGCGUAA
Molecule: messenger RNA, 2250 nt
Organism: Striga hermonthica
Lineage: Eukaryota; Viridiplantae; Streptophyta; Magnoliopsida; Lamiales; Orobanchaceae
Source: the annotation of a GenBank genome assembly